Molecule: messenger RNA, 5061 nt
Organism: Prionailurus viverrinus (fishing cat)
Lineage: Eukaryota; Metazoa; Chordata; Mammalia; Carnivora; Felidae
Gene: TSC22D2
Product: TSC22 domain family member 2
Exons: 4
Coding region: 136-2499 (787 amino acids)
Biological process (GO): regulation of transcription by RNA polymerase II
Source: RefSeq, a predicted model, not a curated record
UUUUCACAGCGGCGGGCCUCAGACCCCAGCGCGGACGCGGACUUUGUCUUUGGGGGCCCCUGCUCUGCCCUUCCUGGUUUCCGGCAAGAUCGCAGAGGAGCCGGCGUGCCUCUCUGCCCUCCAGCCUUCCUCACCAUGUCCAAGAUGCCGGCCAAGAAGAAGAGCUGCUUCCAGAUCACUAGUGUCACCACGGCCCAGGUGGCCACUAGCAUCACCGAGGACACCGAGAGCCUGGACGACCCGGACGAGUCACGUACGGAGGACGUCUCCUCCGAGAUAUUCGACGUCUCUCGGGCCACGGAUUAUGGCCCUGAGGAGGUCUGUGAGCGCAGCUCCUCGGAAGAGACGCUCAACAAUGUUGGGGAUGCGGAGACUCCCGGGACCGUCUCCCCAAACCUCCUCCUGGACGGGCAGCUGGCGGCCGCGGCGGCUGCUCCCGCCAACGGAGGAGGAGCCGUUUCGGCCCGGAGCGUGGCUGGGGCGCUGGCCAGUACCGCGGCGGCGGCGGCUGCCACCUCGGCCCCCUCCGCGGGAGCACCCGGCGGUCCCCCGGUCGCGGGCUCGUCUGCCGGGCCAGGGACUGCGGCCCCAUCGCAGCCCCCCACCACUUGUAGUUCCCGAUUUCGCGUGAUCAAGCUGGACCACGGGAGCGGGGAGCCCUACCGACGCGGCCGAUGGACGUGUAUGGAAUACUAUGAGCGGGAUUCGGACAGCAGCGUCCUGACCAGGUCCGGGGAUUGCAUUAGACACAGCAGUACUUUUGACCAGACUGCGGAGCGGGACAGCGGCCUGGGCGCCACCGGAGGGUCGGUGGUGGUGGUGGUGGCCUCCAUGCCGGGGGCGCACGGGCCCGACUCGGGAACUGACAGUUCCUUGACUGCUGUGUCACAGCUACCCCCGUCGGAGAAAAUGAGCCAGCCCGCCCCGGCCCAGCCGCAGAGUUUUGGCGUUGGGCAGCCACAGCCACCGCCGCCCGUAGGUGGGGCUGUGGUUCAAAGCGCGGCUCCAGUGCCGCCGUUCCCGGGAGCCGCGGCCGGGCCGCAGCAGAUGAUGGCAGCCCCGCAGCCCAGCCAGCCCCAGGGAGCCGGCCCCGGCGUCCUCCCGCAGGGGCCCAACGGACAGGGUCUGCCGCUGACGAAUGUAACCCUGACGCAGCCCGGCGUGCCCUUGCCGCCGCAGCCCGGCCCGACCCUCGGAGCGCCAGCGACGCAGCAGCCUCCGCAGUUCGCGUACCCCCAGCCUCCGCUCCCGCCCGGGCAUUUGCUGCCCGUCCAGCCCACGGGGCAGAGUGAGUACCUACAGCCGCACGUGGCCGGCCUGCAGCCGCCAAGCCCUGCUCAGCCCUCGUCCACCGGCGCCGGAGCGAGCCUCGCCACGCCUGCCAGCCUGCCGGUGGGCACCGGCCAGAAUGCCUCCACGGUGGGUGCGCAGAUAAUAGGCGCGUCUUCCCUGCCCGGUGAAGCCGUGGCUCCGGGGCCGGGACCCGCGCAGGGCGGGCAGGCCGCGCCUGGUCAACCGGCUGGAGUGCCCCUGGCCGCUGUAGGAUGCGCGGUGCAGCCGGGCCUGGUUCCCCCUGGGACCGGGCAGCCCCAGUCCGUGCCUCCGCCGCAGAUGGGCGGCAGUGGUGCGCCGUCGGCCGUGCCUGGCGGCCCCCACGCCGUGCUGCCCGGAGUUCCAAACGUGCCUGCAGCCGUGCCCGCUCCAAGCGUGCCUAGUGUGUCUACCACCUCUGUUACUAUGCCAAAUGUACCCGCGCCUCUGGUCCAGUCGCAGCAGCUGAGCAGCCAUACGCCAGUCAGCAGGAGCGGCAGCGUAAUCCAGCAUGUUGGGCUGCCCUUAGCGCAAGGCACACCCAGUGUACCAACAAGUCUACCACAGUCUGACUUAAGCCAGUUUCAGACUCAGACCCAACCUUUAGUCGGGCAAGUUGACGAUACUAGAAGAAAAUCAGAACCCCUACCUCAACCACCACUUUCUCUCAUUGCUGAAAAUAAGCCUGUUGUGAAGCCUCCUGUUGCAGAUGCCCUGGCAAACCCCCUUCAGUUAACACCUAUGAACAGUUUGGCCACCUCUGUAUUCAGCAUAGCUAUUCCUGUUGAUGGUGAUGAAGACAGGAAUCCUUCAACUGCUUUCUACCAAGCGUUCCAUUUGAACACGUUUCAGGAAUCAAAGAACCUCUGGGAUAGUGCAUCUGGGGGAGGUGGUGUAGCCAUUGACAACAAAAUAGAACAAGCAAUGGAUCUGGUGAAAAGCCAUUUGAUGUAUGCAGUAAGAGAAGAAGUGGAAGUUCUAAAGGAACAAAUAAAAGAAUUAGUUGAAAGAAACUCUUUACUUGAACGAGAAAAUGCACUGUUAAAAUCUCUUUCAAACAAUGAUCAAUUAUCCCAACUCCCAGCCCAACAGGCCAAUCCUGGUAGCACUUCUCAACAACAAGCAGUGAUAGCACAGCCUCCGCAGCCAACGCAACCUCCACAGCAGCCGAAUGUCUCCUCAGCAUAAAGCUUUCUUGCCUCAUUAAGAAAAAAACUGAAAGCAAUCUAUCCUUGUGUGCCACUGGUAUUCUUUCCACUUUAUACGAAAGCAAGUAGCCAUGCUUCGGUUGUGUGUUUGGCCUUUUCAGUAUUAGACAAUCAUUCUACAGGAGCUUUUCCUCUCUUUGAGAUGUCAUGCAGCGCUGUUGAUGUCCAGUUUUAUGUCAUCAGUACACAAGGAGAAUAAUAGGUGGGGUUUAUUAAAGCAAGCCGAGUCUGCAUUUUACCUGGUGCGCAUGAGUGGGGUCUUUUCAGAGCUUUGGUGGCUCUCCCAUGUUUCCUAUUACCCGUGGAUUUACCCUGAGCCUUCCUCGCACAUUAUAAAUAACAGUUCAUCUAAAGAGCCACUUUUCUUUCAAUAUCAGUAACAUUUGCCUACGUAAGUUUUCAUUUAUUUGUGUUUUAUUUAUUACAGGGCUGCUAUUUUCAUAAUGUACAUGAACAAUGUCACAGAACUUUUUUAAUUUUUUUGAAUAAUUAUAAGUAUCAGUAAAGGAUUUGAAAGACAGGAUUGCAUUUAAUAGAUAAAAUGUUUAGGCAAUAAUUGAACAAAAGAAUCCUGGCAUAUUUCUAACACUAAUGGCAAUUUACCUUCGGUAUUUAUUUUCAGUAGUAAAGACCCAGCUUGAAUGUAAAUUUUGUAUAGUGUAAGUAUGAAGAACAUAGUGCAACUGUACAGGUAGUCACCAGUUAUUGUGAUAUAAUAAAUAAUUGGGCUAUUUUGAUGAAGAAAACUUUGUUCAUUUGUUUCUACUUUCUAAUAGAGAAAUUGCCACGAUUCCUCUGCUUUUUGACAUUUCGUAUGACUUUCUUUUUUCGGGUGGGAAUAAAAAGCUGUGAAAUUGUUCAACCUACUUUGUAACCAAAGAAGCAAAGCUGUGUAAUGGAGUUUUUUUUUAUAAUGCACAUUCUUUAUGUAUUUUUAUUUAGUGUUUUCUCGGUCACAAUUUUCUUUGCUGUCUAGCAUGAUCUGCAUGACCUAUAAUCUUUGAACCACUUUCGUACCUCAUGUUUUUAUCCAGCACUCUUAUUGUAAUAUGUACUAGUCUGUGAACAAUGUCAAAUAAAAGAACGAACAGGUAGUAUGGUGGAGCUGAGCUAGUGUCCCAUACACUAGUUGUGUAAAAAAAAAAAAAAAAAAAAAAAAAAAUGAAGUGAGCCAUCUUUUGUUCAUUUAAAAUGGUGUUUUGAAUUUCGUAUGCAGAAAACGUUUUGUUACAUUGCAGAUUUUAAUGUAUUUAAUAAAUGCAACAUGCAGAUUAAGUGCAGUGUAUACUGAGUAUUUAAAUUAAAAUGUACAUUUCAUAAAUACAGUUUCAAGAGAAAGCAUCAUUUUGUGUAUACUAACACAUUAAGUGUAUGUCAGAAAUUGAUGUAUAAAUAUAUAUUUUAACACAUUUUCUGAAAUUAAACUGCAGUUUUGUUGAAAUAUUUGGCUCUAUAUGUGUUCAAAAUUUAAUUUGAUUAGAUUUGUAUUUUCACAGUUCAAGAUAUUCCUUAAAUGAAAACCUGUGUUCUUAAUGAUUUAAUGAUAGUUCUUAAAUUUUCAAAGUAAAAUAAUUUAAAGAAUGCAAGAAUGGUGAGCAAUAUUUGUACUCAAGAUUCAUAUUAUGUCAGUGACCUUUAAGUAAGAAAUCCUUGUCUACCAAAACUUUUACUUGAAUUCAGAAAGGUGCCUGUAGAAAACUUAACAUGCUGUGUGUCUAUAGCCAGCUAGCUAAUCAGGAGUUAAUGGGAACCAAUAGUUAGCUCUCUGCGUUGUUAAAAGAGAAUAAAUAACUGUUCUUUGUCUAUUUAAAAUUAAAACUUCAUCAGAUUUAGCCACAAAGGAAAUGCAUAAAAUUGGGGUGUAUGUAGGAUUACCAAAUAUUUUAUGUUCUAGUUGUGCUGGAGGAUACAUUGUUGAAUAUAAACAAAAUUUUAAUGUUAAUGAAUAACAUGAGAAAAAACUAAGGAACUAAGGACAUAAGCUUGAGAAGUAAUCCUGUAGGUGUGGAACAAGAUUCUAAGUAGAGUCACCACCAGUGCGUUAGGAAAUGAAACUUCCGUGUUGGAAUGUAAAUCACAAGGCUCACCAGGUGUGCUCCUCAAGUCCAAAAAAAGUGUGAUAUUUAAAACUGGCAGAGAAAAACUAGUAUUAGAAAAGGUUGAGAUUUUUGUGAAAAUACAAAUUUUGGUUCUUGGGAUAGAAAAACUUCAUAAAGUAAUAGUCACAAAGGAAAUGAUUGAUAAUGUUAAUUUAAAAUGGUAAUUAAAAGCAAUUAUUACUAUUUUUGCAUUUAAAAAAAAAAACACCACAGUAGAAAAUAUGGGUAGUUCACAGAAGAAAUAAAUGGCAGUUUCUAAAGUUUCAGCCUCUAGUAACCUAAGAAAUGCAAAUUAAUAUUUAAUGAAUUGUUAUUUGUCUUUUAAAUAGCAGGACCUAAUGUAGAAAGGCAAACUUUCCUGUGUACUUCUAGAAAGUAAUUUGACAAUAUGUAUCAAGAGCCUUAAAUAUUAAUAAACUUUUCAGUUUAAUGACAUAAGAUAA